CCCAAACCCCGUCUUCUCUGUCGCUCUGCAUGUGAGGAGAGAAACUACGGGCUGGAGAAACCGCACUCAAAAAUAUUAAAUAAAAUUAAACAUAGGAGAACUGGGGGCUUUGCUUCUGACUGUUAGUUAAAGAGAAUAAGAGGCUCGAGGAGGAAGACGACUUUCCACUUUGGGCUUUUUAUUGUUAUUGAGCAGGAAGGAACUUGGGUUUGGGCUUCGUCUUGGGCUCCAGAAUCAUACAAUUUCAAUUAGAAUUAAAGAUUGACGAAAGCAUAUUAGAUCAUUCAUAUAUACACAUACAUAAGGGACUGGCUGAGUAUGGACUAUAUUCAGGGGUAACCGCUCAGCUCGCCAGAGCUUCGGAGACAGAUAGGAAGGAAGCUAGGAUUUCGGGGCAGAGAAUCAUCUCUCUUAACCGGAAAAGCUUCGAAAACUCAACCAAAAUCGGGAUAGUAAAAGAUGGGGAAUUUAUUUGUGAAGAAGCCCAAGAUCACGGAAGUGGAUCGAGCGAUUCUCUCUCUCAAGACCCAGCGACGCAAGCUCGGCCAGUAUCAACAACAGCUUGAUGCUGUCAUUGAAGCAGAAAAGCAAGCAGCAAGAGACUUGAUUCGUGAAAAGAAAAAGGACAGGGCCUUGUUAGCAUUGAAGAAGAAAAAGGCACAAGAAGAAUUAUUGAAGCAAGUUGACGCCUGGCUUAUUAAUGUUGAGCAACAGUUGGCAGAUAUUGAACUGACAAGCAAGCAGAAAGCUGUUUUUGAUAGUUUAAAGGCUGGUAAUAAUGCUAUUAAAGCUAUACAAAGUGAGAUCAACCUGGAGGAUGUCCAAAAAUUAGUGGAUGAUACCGAUGAAGCUAAAGCUUAUCAAGAUGAAAUUAAUGCUAUAUUGGGGGAGAAAUUAUCAGCAGAAGAUGAAGAAGAAGUUUUGGCAGAAUUUGAGAACUUGGAAAGUCAGAUCAUCCUUCAAGAUCUGCCUGAUGUUCCAAAUUCAACACAAUCUUCCGAAGAACACAACGAGAAUCUGAACCUUCCAGAUGUACCAACCAAAGCGCCAGUCGCACCUGAAGUGGUUGCAGAUGAUGCUGAAGUAUCCACAAAGAGGAAAGUCUUGGAGGAACCAUUGCCAGCUUGAUUGGGAAAA
Messenger RNA from Juglans microcarpa x Juglans regia, 1137 nucleotides. RefSeq names its product vacuolar protein sorting-associated protein 20 homolog 2-like. Lineage: Eukaryota; Viridiplantae; Streptophyta; Magnoliopsida; Fagales; Juglandaceae. Gene Ontology annotation, biological process: vesicle budding from membrane; late endosome to vacuole transport via multivesicular body sorting pathway. The record is from RefSeq and is a predicted model, not a curated record. Gene Ontology annotation, cellular component: ESCRT III complex; multivesicular body. The transcript has 6 exons. The coding region runs from base 460 to 1128 and encodes 222 amino acids.